Rhodotorula toruloides NP11 is the source of this 2505-nucleotide messenger RNA. Its product is annotated as glutamyl-tRNA synthetase. The transcript has 11 exons. Gene Ontology annotation, cellular component: methionyl glutamyl tRNA synthetase complex; cytosol; cytoplasm. Gene Ontology annotation, molecular function: ATP binding; glutamate-tRNA ligase activity. Bases 1 to 2505 code for a protein of 834 amino acids. The record is from RefSeq and is a predicted model, not a curated record. NCBI's taxonomy places the organism in Eukaryota, Fungi, Basidiomycota, Microbotryomycetes, Sporidiobolales, Sporidiobolaceae. Gene Ontology annotation, biological process: glutamyl-tRNA aminoacylation; translation.
AUGGCGUCCGCAGCCACCCCAAUCCUCCGCUUGCAGGCCAAGUCCUCGCCCAUCCCGCUUGGGCUCUGCGCCUUCGCCUACUCCCUCCCGCCAGCUCAGAUCCAGCUCGAGUGGGUCCACAGCCUGCCCAAGGAGGCCAACGGCGCGAACUGCCAGGUCGAGAUCAACGGCAAGUCGGUCUUUGGCACCGUCGACUGCUUCAAGGCAUUGGGCGACGCUUUCGCGGCCCAGGGUGCGCUCGGAAAGGACAACAAGGAGUCAACCGAGAUCCUGUCGCUUCUCCUGCUCGCACCGCCUUUCCCUCCCUCAUUCCCGACCGCAACUUCAUUCCUCUCCACCCUCGAGCAACGUCUCACGCUCCGCACCUACCUCACCGGCUCUUCGCACCCGACUGUCGCCGACUAUCACCUCUGGGCGGCUGUGAAGACGAACGUCAUCGCCAUCGGUCUCCUCCCGAAAGCCCUGCACACGCAGCGGUGGUUCAACCACCUCUCCGCUCUCCCUCCUUGCGCCAAAGCGCUGGUCGACGUCCCCGCGCAGUCGAAGGUCAAGCCCGCACCGGCAGCGGACAAGAAGGACGAGAAGAAGAAGGAGGAGAAGGCGAACGCGACCUUCGAGUUGGGCUUGCCCGGCGCGCAGAAGGGCAAGGUCGUCACUCGUCUCCCGCCCGAGCCGUCAGGCUACCUCCACAUCGGACACGCCAAGGCGGCAGUACUCAACCAGUACUUCGCCAGGAUGUACGACGGCAAGUUCCUCGUCCGUUUCGACGACACUAACCCGUCGAAGGAGAAGGCCGAGUUCGAGCAGUCGAUUGUCGAGGACCUCGCCCUUCUCGGUAUCAAGGCCGACGCGACGUCCUACACCUCCGACUACUUCGACCAGCUUCAGCAGUACGCCAUCCAGCUCAUCAAGGAUGGCAAGGCGUACGCGGACGACACGGAGCAGGAGGUCAUGCGCGACCAGCGUAUGAACGGCGUCGCGUCGGCUCGCCGUGACCUUUCGCCGGAAGAGUCGCUCGCCAAGUUCGCGGAGAUGGCGACCGGCUCGGACGAGGGCAAGCGGUGGUGCAUCCGCGCCAAAAUGUCAGUCGACGACCCCAACAAGGCGCUCCGCGACCCCGUCAUCUACCGCGUCAACGACCUCCCUCACCACCGCACCGGCUCGAAGUACAAGAUCUACCCAACCUACGACUUUGCCUGCCCCGUCGUCGAUUCGAUCGAGGGCGUCACUCACGCACUCCGCACGAACGAGUACCGCGACCGCAACCCGCAGUACCAGUGGAUGCUCGACGCGGUCGGCCUUCGCAAGGUGAACGUCUGGGACUUCGGCCGCCUCGCCUUCGUCUACACCCUCCUCUCGAAGCGCAAGCUCAAGUGGUUUGUCGAGAACGGCUACGUUUCGGGUUGGGAUGACCCCCGCUUCCCUACCGUCCGAGGCAUCCGUCGCCGCGGCAUGACCGUCGAAGCGAUCACGCAGUUCAUGUUGCAGCAAGGCCCGUCGCAGGCGUUCCUCAACCUCGAGUGGGACGUCAUCUGGAACCUCAACAAGAAGGUCAUCGACCCCGUCGCGCCGCGCUUCGUUGCGCUCGAGAAGGAGAACCUCGUUCCCGUCAAGAUCGUCGGUGGUGAAGGCAAGCCCGCCGAGGGUCAGGUCGAGUCGAAGGUCGUCCCGAAGCACAAGAAGAACCCGGAGGUCGGCGAGAAGACGACCUUCUACACCGACACGAUUUACGUCGAACAGGCGGAUGCGGCAAGCUUCGCGCAGGACGAGGAGCUCACCCUCAUGGACUGGGGCAACGCCUUUGUCCGCAAGAUCUCCCGCUCGUCCGACUCUGGCCCCGUCACUUCGCUCGAGAUGGAGCUCAACCUCGCCGGCGACUUCAAGAAGACGAAGAAGAAGGUCACCUGGCUCGCAAGCCCGAAGGCGCCGUCGUCGCCCGAGGACUUGACGCAGGUCUCGCUCCUCGAUUACGACUACCUCAUCACGAAGAAGAAGCUCGAGGAGGACGACAAUGUCGAGGAUUUGAUCAACCCCACGACGGAGUACCGAACCGAUGCCGUUGCCGACCACAACGUUGCCUCUCUCGCGCAGGGCACCAUCAUCCAGUUCGAGCGCAAGGGCUUCUACAUUGUCGACCGCGCCUUCGACGCUUCGAACCCGUCGCAGAGGGUCGAGCUCAUCCUUAUCCCCGACGGCCGCGCAAGUUCCGUCGCCCUCAAGCACCAAGCACCGUCAGCGCCCGCCAAGGACGCUUCGAAGGCCUCGAAGACGCCGUCGAAGGACAAGCAGGCUGCGAUGAAGGCGAAGAAGGGCGCCGAGGCGAUUUCUCUUCCUGAGCUUGCGCCUGCCGAGGCUGUCGAGGUCGUCCUCAAGAGCGACGGUUCGCGUGGCUACGACAUUCCUGUCAAGACCAAGAUGUACAAGGUCGACAGCCCGCACGGCCAUGAGGCGUACGAGACGCCGACGACGACGUCAAUGUACGAGAUGCGGCCCAUCAACGAGUAG